AUGGCCGACACAGCCAUACCAGAUCCGCAUUUCCAGCAGGAAGACCACCAGGCUGCCUACGUCUUCCGGCCCCGAGACGAGGGCGCCUCAGCCGAGCGGGCCCCCAAGCGCCGGCGCACCUCGAAGAAGGCCUCUGCGCUCCGAGCCGAGCACGCGCACGCCGCCGACGACGGCAGCAGGCCCGACCCUCGGCAGGCCGAGAACGCAGAGGACGACCCCUCGUGGUUCGUGCCGCUGCUGAACGGGGCCGAGGCGCCCGCCUGCGUGCGCCUCCGCGAGAGGCUCUUCCGGUCGAGCUGGCGGGGCAUCGAGGCGCGGGUGCAGACCAUCCUGCGCGACGCCAACUCGGCGACGCUGGGGCAGGUGGCCGACUUUGCCUGGGGGCGGCACGCGGGGGGCGCCGAGGCGGAUGGAGACCGCCGCCGCGUGCCGGCUGCGUUCAUCAUGACGGGCGCCAACAUUGCGUCGCAGGACCUGCUGUUUCGGCAGCUCGGCGCGAGGCUCGAGGGCGGCGAGCCGAGGAGCAGGGUUGUCAGGCUGCGGUCGGCUGAGGUCGGCAACCUCAAGGCGGCGCUGAAAAAGGUUGUCAGGGAUGCGACGGCGCGCGAUGACGAGGGGGACGACGAUGGCGAGGUGUCUUUUGGGCAGGGGGGCCGGAAAUAUCUCAACUAUGACCUCGAGGGCUUGGCUGCGUUUGUCAAGGCACACGGGUGCCGUCACGUCUUCGUUGCCUUCCAGGACAGCGAGGGUUUCGACGGCGGUCUGCUGUCGGAUCUGAUUGUGCUUUUCAGCUCGUGGCUCGCGGACAUCCCCUUUACUUUGCUGUUUGGCGUGGCGACGUCGGUCGAGCUGUUCCAGGCGCGGCUUCUCAAAUCGACGUGCCGGCUCUUGUACGGUGCGCAGUUCGAUGUCGUCCAGACGUCGACCAUCCUCGAGCAGAUCUUCAAGCCUUCUGUUGCCGGAGCAGACGUCUCCUUACGUCUGGGUCCGUCGCUUCUGCAGCAUUUCAUUGACAGGCAGCAUGAUCAGGUCACCGGUAUCGAGUCGUUUUUGAGCUCACUCAAGUACGCAUACAUGUGUCACUUUUACGCCAACCCCUUAAGUAUCUUUGCCGUCGAGGACAAUGAACUGAACAGCGAGCUCGUUCAACCCGAGCAUCUCGAGGCGUUCCGCUCACUACCCUCGUUCCGCCGCCAUGUCGAAGACGCCGUCGAGACGGGCGACCUCGCAUUUGCCAAGUCGGCCCUUCAAGACGAUGCGUUUCUGUAUGAGCAAAUCUUCGACAUUCCGAGCAAGCGGAGAGCCUGGUCAGCUCGGCUCCUCCGGUCCCUGGCUCUGCUCAAGAGCACAGGCGCCAACCAGGAGACCUUUUCACAGCUGUAUCUAAAAGCCGUCGCCGAAGGCAUCGACCUCGCGUCGGUGGACAUCGGCAUCCUGUCCAACGUCAAACGUCUGCAACCGGCCGACUUUAUAAGCAUGUUAGAGAGCCUGCUCCAGACGCUAGGACAGGGCGACAAAGACCUCGGGCUCGAGGAAUGGAAAAGCGAGUCCAAAGAGGCGCAAGACUUGGCGUCCUCCCUCGAAGCCUGCCUUUCAGAAUCCCGCGAGCUCCUGUCGGCGGCGCAGAGGGACGGCAACACGCUGCGCAGCUCCUACAGCGGCAGCAGCAGGAUCCUGCGCACGACGGUCGUCGCGCAAAAGGUGCAGCUGAGCCGCGACUCGGCGGCGCUGUCGGACGCCGACAAGGCCUUUACCAAGGUCGUCGACAGUGUCGCGUCGCUGCUGCAGGGCGCGGCGCACUGCGAGCCGGCGACCGACGGCUUCCUGCACGAGGCGUGGCUGUACGAGUCCAAGAUGCCGUACCGCGACGUCUUUGUGCCGCGGCCGCGGGUCGUCUUUGAGAGGAGCCUCAUGCGACCCCAUGACUAUCUUGCGUGCGACUGCUGCCGGGGCCACGGCGACGGCAUCUCGACGACGCUGCCCGUGACCUCGCUGUUGUACCAUCUGUACCUCGAGGGCGGCAGCCUCAUCAACGUCGCCGACCUGUGGGCGGCGUUCUUCGCCAUGAUUGGCGACGAGGCCGACGAGGGCGAGACCGUCGAAGGUCCUGGGCCGGCAGCUGCAGCUGAAGACGCAGCUGGCGCUCGAGCUGGCGGGGGCCACAGCGAGAGGGUCGCGCUGGUCUUGUUCUACCAGGGCCUGGCCGAGCUCAAAGCACUGGGCUUUGUCAAGGCUAGCAGAAAGAAGGUCGACCACAUUGCGAAGCUGAAAUGGCUAUGA
This is a messenger RNA of Verticillium dahliae VdLs.17, 2280 nucleotides long. Its product is annotated as origin recognition complex subunit. Lineage: Eukaryota; Fungi; Ascomycota; Sordariomycetes; Glomerellales; Plectosphaerellaceae. Gene Ontology annotation, biological process: DNA replication; DNA replication initiation. Gene Ontology annotation, molecular function: DNA replication origin binding. The coding region runs from base 1 to 2280 and encodes 759 amino acids. The transcript has 3 exons. The record is from RefSeq and is a predicted model, not a curated record. Gene Ontology annotation, cellular component: nuclear pre-replicative complex; nuclear origin of replication recognition complex; DNA replication preinitiation complex.